AUGGAGCUGCCUUACUACCACGGCCCGCUAACCAAGCAAGAAUGUGAGACCCUGCUCCUCAAGGGCGGGGAGGAUGGCAACUUUCUGUUAAGAGACAGCGAGUCUGUGCCAGGAGUCCUGUGUCUCUGCGUCUCGUUUAGAAAGUUUGUCUACACCUACCGAAUCUUCAGAGAGAAAUAUGGAUAUUACAAGAUACAGACUGUGGAAGGGGCACCAAAACAGAUCUUUCCAAACCUAGAGGAACUAAUCUCCAAAUUUGAAAAGCCAGGUCAAGGACUGGUGGUUCACCUUUCAAACCCAAUAACGAGAAAGAGCUCCUGCCCAAGAGGAAGAAGGAUGACGUUAGAGCUGAAUGUCUAUGAGAACACUAGCGAGGAAUACGUGGAUGUCUUGCCUUGA
This is a messenger RNA of Microtus oregoni (creeping vole), 399 nucleotides long. RefSeq names its product SH2 domain-containing protein 1B-like. NCBI's taxonomy places the organism in Eukaryota, Metazoa, Chordata, Mammalia, Rodentia, Cricetidae. The transcript is spliced from 4 exons. The coding region runs from base 1 to 399 and encodes 132 amino acids. The record is from RefSeq and is a predicted model, not a curated record.